ACUACAUAUAGUACUGUAGUACAUCACGACUUGUAAGCACGUCAGCACUUUGCAGCUUAAUUAUGUGGCUGCUUUGGCGGUGUGUGCACGCGCGGUAAGCAAGCCUUGGACUGAAGUUAUAUAGCAGCGCAAGAGGAAGGACAUUGGCUGUCAGCCAACAAUGCCUCUGUUCUGGUCCGGUCGCCUUUCAAUGUCGGAUGCUUAGUCGUUAGUGUCCGCGGAGUGCGCAACGUCUGCAAGUCAACAAGGCGAUUCGUUGCUAAGCAAGAUUCCCACGGGAAAAAAACAUUGACGUCUGGCGAGAUUCGCGUAUCGUCGGCAGCGGCGUCAUGAAGCGAUCCAUUCUCAGAAACAUCCUCAACCUGCCCGCAGCCUGCGCGAAGGCAGCCACGACACCGGGGCAGGACUGCUGGCAAAGGAGCAACGCCGGAGUCACACAGGGAGCCGAGGAUUUAGAGAGCACGUACGUCGCCGGGGAGAUGGUCGACGACGAGGGUUACUACCAGGGCAUCUACGUCGGCUGCACGUCGAAGCGCGACGCCGACACGCGCCAGGCAGCUCCCACCUCGCUCCUACAUCAACCGUCCGCCACCGCGCCCCGUGCCGAGCCGGAAACCAGCGACUGCACGUUCGACGAAGACUCUAUCGAUGAAGAUGAAGGACGGCUGAAGGUGGCCGUCGCUACAGACGCGGCGACGCGCUGCGACGAUGAUAUUCCCGUCGGUCGGAUCGAGAUGGCGCCGAAUGGUCGUCACCUGUUCUUCGCUGACGCUAGCGUCGUCUUCAACGGUGACCAGCCGACAGUCGGGCAGCAGUCGGCGAGGGAAACCGCCGUGGAGGUGUCGACUAGCCGAGGUGCAGUGGAGGAGCGAAGUACUGUCUUGUCACAGUGCACGGUAGAAGCGCCGGCUGGUAGCGAUGCAAUGAACAGCGAGCGUUUAUACGGGUAUAGCAAUGCCGAUGACGAUUCAGAUACGCUUGUGAAGGUAAGGGAACUCAUGAAGGAGAAGCCAGCAAGUGCAAACAGCAGGGGAAGGUUCCCCGAUGCCGCUAUGGACGUGUCGAUUAGUGACGCUCAGAGGUGUACACUUCCUAAUCGGCUUGAGAGUCGGAGUCUGGCAAGUGCAAGCGUGGACAGAACGUGCAGCAUUGCAGCCAUAAGUCGACAUGGGGUAAAUACGUGCAUGAGUGACUCAUUCGCGAGCGAAUCGCCACAGAUUGUGAGCAACCCUAGGCUAGCCUCUCUGGCGGCCGCUCAGUGUAAUAACAGGAUGAGAAACCAGGCAAUUCCCAGUCAGCAGAUCGGGAGGAAAAAUGCCUGCAAUGAGGCAGUUGCGCCCGUGGCGUUGGCACGCGGGUUCGUACACGAUGCCAACCUUCCACACGAGCAGGUGGACUCGGGCUGUAGAGCAACCACGAGCGAUGACAUCGUCGCAGCACGUAGUGUCAACUCAGGUGAUACCACGUGCAGUACCGCCACCGAUCACGUCCGGGAUUUCGCGGUGCGUCAAGCGAGAAAUAUGACUUCUCUAACGAAGCGUUCGCCCGUAAAGCGAGUGAUCGUGAGUCCACGGCGGGUGACAAUGCGAUACGUUGACGCCCGCAGCGUGCGGGCAGCGCGAGCCAGCUGCUACGUCGCAUCACCGCGGAAGGCAGCCAUUCGCAAGCUAGAGACGAAGACAGCUCAACGACAUGCGCAUCGGCAGACAGUGGCGGAUUCCCCGAGAAGAAUUAGUAAGAAGCGGUUGGGAAGCCGGGGUACUCCGUGCCGUGAGCGCACCUACGGCAGGGCGCCGCUGCAGCGCCGAGAGCGAAGUCGCAGUGGAAAGAGCAGGCGCUGCUUGUCCUUGCAGGCCGCUAGAUGUCGACACUGCUGCUGCUGCUGCUGCCGAAAGAUGCAGGCAACCGCUUGUGGGUACGGCGAGGAACGUCAUGGUUCGCGAAAGGUGUCGGCAUGGCGCGACGACUUUUGCAGUGAUGAAGAUGACGCUGAGGAGGAAGAGGUAGAAGAUGAGGAGGAGGGGGAGAGUUUUAGCAGCUUGCAGGCACACGUAAACGAGCUGUCACUCUAUGGAGCAUCAGACGGAUCUGACUAUUCCACGGACUCGGAGUCAGAGACAGCGCCACCGGGGAGAUGUGCGUGCAAGAGCUCGCCUCAGAGGUUGCAAUACGCAAGAUUCCGCGUGAAGACGACGCAGCAGGCACGCGUACACAAGCUGGCGUCACAUGCCAUGUUACGCCGGAGUAAUCGGCAACGUGUGCCUUCACAGCGCUACGACGCACGCCCAACGCACGACAUUGAGUGGCUCUCCCAGGCGGGAGGACGACUAGCGGAUCCAUGCUGGGACGAACUAAAAAGCGAAGUGAGAUACUGCGGCGGUAACGCCAGGGAGGCGUCUGCAGCUGCCGACGUCCAGCCUGUGGACAGACAAGUGAGCAUGCAUGGCAUGUGGCACAACCAGCGUUCGGGCAGCAGCAGCAACAGCUCGAGUAGGAAUGACCUGCAGUUGCAGAAUCCGUCCCCGUUACGCCACCGCCGAGGAAGACGAGAAGAAAAGGAGAAGCAAAGAGAAGGUUACCAGGGGAAGGUUGGACGAGGACAGCAGAGGAGCCACAGCGUGUCUCGGCGCGAUAUUCCGGACAGAGUCAUUCAUCUUGCAGGUCAGUUGCAGCUGGGAAUUGGCGCCCAUUUUGGCAUGCUGAGUGUAACAGUUGCACAAGCUAAAGGAUUACAGCCAAAGGGAAGAAGGCCACCAAAUACGUUCAUUAAGGUUUCACUAGUACCCGACACGGAGAAGCGCACGUUCUGUACCACCGACGCCGUGACGAGCAGCUAUGCACCGCACUUCAACCAGCAGUUCUCAUU
Molecule: messenger RNA, 2866 nt
Organism: Priapulus caudatus
Lineage: Eukaryota; Metazoa; Priapulida; Priapulimorpha; Priapulimorphida; Priapulidae
Biological process (GO): signal transduction
Cellular component (GO): plasma membrane; nucleus
Source: RefSeq, a predicted model, not a curated record